Dunckerocampus dactyliophorus (ringed pipefish) is the source of this 2135-nucleotide messenger RNA. RefSeq names its product secretion regulating guanine nucleotide exchange factor (gene sergef). Gene Ontology annotation, molecular function: guanyl-nucleotide exchange factor activity. The coding region runs from base 18 to 1298 and encodes 426 amino acids. Lineage: Eukaryota; Metazoa; Chordata; Actinopteri; Syngnathiformes; Syngnathidae. Gene Ontology annotation, cellular component: cytoplasm. The transcript has 11 exons. The record is from RefSeq and is a predicted model, not a curated record.
GCAGUCAUUUACGGCCAAUGGAAACAAACUGGAGGUUGGAGUUUUGUUUACUCGCGUGGGGGGCUAACAGUUACGGGCAGCAUGGACAGGGAGAUGAGGAAGACCAGUCAGUCCCACGGCUCUCGAACAAGACUCCUCUCCACGGAAGGACGGUCAGGACUGUCAGUGGUGGCGGGGGACACACCGUGGUUCUCACCGAUGAUGGAGAGGCGUUUGCAUGUGGGCAAAAUCACAGAGGCCAGCUGGGACUCGGCCACACUGCCAACUGCUCAACACUUCAGCACUGCUCGGGCCUGAAUCAGAGGGUCACAAAUGUUGCCUGCGGAUGGGAUUUUACUCUUCUUCUCACUGAUUUUGGUAAAUUGUUAGCCUGUGGCUCCAAUGUGUUUGGACAACUCGGUAUUGGUCCGACGGCGACACACUCUGCAGAGCUGGUGCUUGUUGAGGGUCUAAAGGAGCGUGUGGUAAGUGUAGCAGCAGGCCUCAGGCACUCAAUUGCUGUCACAGACUCAAGAUGUGUUUACCAGUGGGGGACAGGUCUCUGUAAUCUUGCCAAGAGAGCACUCAGUCCAGACCCUGUUCCACCACACCUCAACACCAAGGUUCCUUCACUGGUGCCAGGGAUGGAUCAGAAGAUACCACGCUCUGUCAUUGCAGGCUCAGCUCACUGUGUGUGCCUUACAGGUGUCACUUGUAGCAUGUUGCACAAAGCACAUAUUCCAAGUAUUCACAAAUGGCACAAGAAAAAUGUCACAAAGGCUUCCAAGCUACGAUCGGGAGAUGGUGAUUUAUUUUUGUGGGGAAGCAACAAACACGGCCAGAUCACUACCACAGAGCCUUUCUUGUCCACUCCAACUCAGCUGAAGCGCUCACUAUUUGGUGGAGAGAAAGUUGUCAAUGUGUGGAGUGGCUGGACUCACCUUGUUGCCCAAACGGAGAGUGGGAGAGUGUUCACAUGGGGUAGAGGGGAUUAUGGACAGCUGGGCCGACCACUGACAAGUGCUCUGAAUCAUGAGCAUAAGUUUGCAGAUGGUGAAAGCCAGCCUUACCUCCCUGCAGAGGUUAAAAGCCUCUGUGGAGCAACACAGAUUGCAUGUGGAUCUGAGCAUAAUCUCGCCAUUGUUGGGGGGCGUCUGCUUUCCUGGGGCUGGAACGAGCACGGAAUGAACGGAGACGGUUCACUGGCCGACGUCUUGGAGCCGCAGCUCCUUCCCGGUCUCACACCUUUUCUGAUUGGGUGCGGGGCAGGACAUUCUAUGGCGGUGUGCGCAGGGAAGACGUCUAAAGACCACUGCUAAAAUGCACACAUUCCACUUACAUUGGAGACAGCAUGCAACUAAGACCUGAAUUCCUAAAAUGUAAUUAUCAUAUGAAUGAACACACAUUUGACUGAAUUGCCUUUCUGCUUACCACCCCAUUGACGUGCAUAUGCAACAACUUUCACCUUCCUAUGCUCCACAGUAUCUUCUUUUGGUAGUUAAAUGCCUAAAGCGCGUGUAUGUCAUAAAUACCUAGACGUGUGGAUGUGACUUAUGUCCGGUGUGGAGAGAGGCCAUCAUUUCUGUGGCCUGCUCAUCACUUUGCUAUAAUGGCGGGCGAUAUCUUUACAGGACAUGGUCAUUCCUACACCUCCCGCCAUGUUGGCCCACCUGAAUGAAUGAAGACGUUAAGGCUGCUGCUACAACUCUCCAUCUUCCCAUGUCAGCGUUUUUAUUGCUGUGAUCUUGAACGUUGGGAGGCGCUGAUGCCCAUACUUCAUAGCACGUAUCUGUGUCACAGUGAUUUACUGAUUACACAUAAAUAUAUUUUUACCAUAACUUGUGUCACAUGUACUCAGAGAAUGUCAUGUUGGCACCUCUGUUCUAUACACUCAAUUAAUUCCCGACCCAUCUUCCUUAUUUUAUGAGCUGUGUAGGCACCUGCAGUGCAGUACCUGGGCAACAUGUGCAGGUCAAGGGCAAUGGGAGGCAUCAGCACAGCUUAUGGUUAAUGCUUGAAUUAUAUUUACCUUAUUUAUUCCUGUUUUAUUUAAACCCCAUUUAGGCAAUUGUAACAUACUUUUCAUAACAUAUGCACUAAUGAUUGUUAAAUGAAAGUGUUUUUACCAAGAAAAAUAAACAACUUCUUGAAAAUGA